This is a messenger RNA of Ziziphus jujuba (common jujube), 882 nucleotides long. RefSeq lists its product as uncharacterized. The transcript is spliced from 2 exons. Lineage: Eukaryota; Viridiplantae; Streptophyta; Magnoliopsida; Rosales; Rhamnaceae. The coding region runs from base 240 to 770 and encodes 176 amino acids. The record is from RefSeq and is a predicted model, not a curated record.
AACAAGUUUGAAUUCGUCCACACCUUCUCACAAUCUCUGUCAACGCAUGUAGAACGAACAAAGAAAGCUGCCCAAACAAAAAAAAAAAAAAAAAAAAUCUCUCUCUCAUGGAAGUCCUUUCUCUCAUCAUCACCAUCUGCCCAACUCACUAAGAAGAAAAAAUGGAGGAAUAAGUAUACGAUAUGCUUAUUUUACAUGUUUGAUCUUCUUUAUCGUGGACGCUCUCAGUGCACAUACCAAUGCCUGUAAAAGAUCCUCGGGCCGGACAUGCGUUCAUAUGGCUCGUUGCUUCGUUUUUGUUCAUCUGCAUCGCCAUCGGAGGCGGUUGCCUUAUGACGUACAUGGUUUUACCACAUAGUGACACACAAUCUUGGCUUCUCGCUGCCGGGAUCACCCUGGUUUGCCUUCCUUGGUUGUUUUGGUUUCUAACUUUUGUGUAUCGAGUAAUUUCUAGGGUUUGUGGACUUCGAGUCGGAAUUGGAAAAACCGGUGUUGGUGGUGAUGGUGUUGAUGAUACAAGAGAGAAUAGUAAUAAUAAUAAUGUGGUAGAUGAUGAGAAUAUUGCGCCUGUCGAUCCGGCGCCUGUAGGGUCCAUGGGAAAUGGUCCUACUCAAGCGCAAUAUCAAGGGGUGGCAGCAGCAAUGGCGGGCAGCAACCAAGAUGGUCAUGACCAUGGAAGGAAAGGUGGGAAGCAUAGUAGGUCAUCAAGCAAUUCCAGCACGGUAUCACAUGAGAGUGAAAUGCCAUUGGCCUUAUCAAUGGCAUCUUGAAAGACAAUGUUGGAUAAUGUUAUGGCAAUUUUUGGGUUUCUGGUUUCAAUGCAAUUAAGGAUCUUGUAACUGGUUCUAUAUGAGGAAAUUAAUCUAUCGAAGUUGAUGAUCA